Messenger RNA from Rhinopithecus roxellana (golden snub-nosed monkey), 5187 nucleotides. It is a transcript of the gene CROCC2, whose product is annotated as ciliary rootlet coiled-coil, rootletin family member 2. The record is from RefSeq and is a predicted model, not a curated record. Lineage: Eukaryota; Metazoa; Chordata; Mammalia; Primates; Cercopithecidae.
AUGAGCUCUGCCUCCAGUGAACCUGGCAAUGGGGAUGCCUCCCAAAAGCCCCCAUUGGGGCUGGACGUCGUGAUCCAGAGACUGGAGGACGCCAUACUGAGUCCCACGGCCAGCAGGGAAGACCGGGCACUGACCGUGCGUGGGGAAGGCCGGCGGGCCUCACCCACCCCCGUACCCGCCCGCAUCCGUGAGAUCGUGGCCGGCAGCCUGAGUGAGGAGCCACCCCAAGCAGGGGUACAGGAGCCGACAGCCACCAUGGCCCGAGUGCAAGAGGAGAACGAGCUCCUGCAGGAGGAGCUGACCCGGCUGGGGGACCUGCUGGCCCAGGCCAGUGCCGAGCGAGAUGAGCUGGCCAGCAGGUGCCGUGUGGUCAGUGAGCAGCUGCAGGCCCGGUUGGAGACCACCGAGGCUCAGCUGCGGAGGUCGGAGCUGGAGCACAGCGUGGAUCUGGAGGAGGCCCUUGGCCGUCUGGAGGUUGCCGAGGAGAGGAGCACUGGCCUCUGCCAGGUGAACGCGCUCCUGCGGGAGCAGCUGGAGCACAUGAAGAAGGCCAACGACGUGCUGGCCCGGGAGCUGGCUGGGACAACGGGCAGCAUGCAGCGCCUGCAGGGCGAGCUGGAGCUGAGGCGCUGGGCCCAGAGACAGACCCAACCAGGGGGCCUGGGGAAGCCCCGGGACCUCCUCCUCCUGUGGAGACAGGCCGUGGUGCUGGGGACAGACCUGGCGGAGCUGCGUGCAGCCACUGAGAGGGGCCUCGCCGACCUGCAGGCAGACACGGCCAAGACAGCCCGCCGCCUGCACACCGCCUGCCUGAACCUCGACUCCAACCUGCGACUGUCGGCCAGCAGCACGGCCAGCACCCUGGGGCAGCAGCUUCGGGACAAGGUUGGGGAGAUGCUGCAGCUGCAGGUCCGCUGGGACGCAGAGAAGGUGGCGCUCCAGGCCAGACUCUCGGAGCAAACGCUGCUGGUGGAGAAGCUCACAGAGCAGAAUGAGCAGAAGGCGAGGACCAUCGCCGCCCUCAGAACCGACCUGCAGAACCUGGUGGCCCAGGAGGACGCCCAGUGCCUGGAGCUGUCACGGAGCAGCAGCAUUGAACUGGGGGAGCCACGGCGCCCACUGAGGAGCCCCCAACGGCGCCCACUGAGGAGCCCCCAACGUGCCACAUCCCCCCAUCAAGGGGCGUCCCCACCACAUACCCGCUCCCCGACCACCCUGGACCCUGUACUGCAGGCCGUGAGGGCAGCCAUCGAGAGGCGGCGGCGGCGGGAACAGGAGCUGUGCCUGCAGCUGGAGUCCUCCCAGGCACUGGCAGCCGGGCUCCGGGAACAGCUGUCCGAGUGCCGGCAGGAGCUGUGGGCUGCACAGAAGCUCCAGCAGGAGCGGGCUCGGGAACAGGCACGGGAACGAGAGGCCCUUCGGGGCCAGCUGGAGGCCCAGAGGCUCGAGGUGCAGCAGUGCCGGGCGUCCUGCAAGCUCCUGGGGAGGGAGAAGGCUGCUCUGGAGAUGGCGGUGGAGGAGCUGAGAGAAAAGGCAGACGCUGCAGAUGUGGAGAAGCAGGGGCUGGAGGCAGAGGCCACGGAGCUACAGAGAAGCCUCCUGCUGCAGGCAGAGCGGAGGGAGAAGCUGGCUCUGCAGAGGGAGCGGAGCUGCAGGGCACUGGAGACCAGUCAAGGCCGCCUGCAGCAGCUGGAGGAGAAGGUCUCUGGCCUCAGAGAGGAGCUGGCAUCAGCCCGGGAGGCACUGAGCACAGCACAGCUGCAGCGGGAUGUCGUGGAGAGCGAGAGGGAGGGCUUGCGCAGCGCCCUGGCGCGGGCCGAGUGCAGCAAUGCGGACCUGGAGCUUCUUGUGAGGCGGCUGAAGUCAGAGGGAGUGGAGCAAAGGGACUCCCUGGCUGCAAUGGCCGCCUUGAUGGAGGCGCUGGCUCAGGACAAAAGUGACCUGAACCACCUGACCCUCCAGCUGGAGCAGGAGCAGGACCAGCUGCGGGAGCAGCAGAAGACUCUGGAGCAGGAGCAGGUCCAGGCCAGGGAGCAGCUGGCACAGGCGGAACAGCAGCUGGUGCUGGAGCGGGCAGAGCGCAGGGGCCUGCAGCAGGCCUGUGGACGCCUGGAGCAGCAGCAGGAGCAGCUAGAGGGGCAGGCAGCCCUGCUGGGGCGAGAGAAGGCCCAGCUCCAGGAGCAGGUGGGCCAGGUCACAUGCCAGAAACAGGCCCUGGAGGAGCAGCUGGCUCAGAGCCUGCAGGACCAGGAGGCCCAGAUGGACACUCUGCAGCAGUCCCUGCAAGACAAGGAUGCUCUGUCUGAGGAGCGGGCCCAGCUGCUGGCCAAGCAGGAGGCCUUGGAGAGGCAGGGCCGGCUUGCAGCUGAAGAGGCAGCUGAUCUCAGGGCGCAGAGGGACUCCCUAGAGAGCAGCCUCCUAGAGGCCCAACAGCUGGCCACGAAGCUGCAGGAGCAGCUGGAGGAGGAGGCCCGGAGCACAGGACUCGCUCGGCAAGCCUUACAAGUGGAAAUGGAGCAGCUACAAAGUGACUGGGAGGUCCAGGAGAUGAAGCUGCGGCAGGAUGUGGGGCGGCUCCAGCGACAGGUGGCACAGCAGGAGCGGGAGGCACAGCGGGCCCUGGAGAGCCAGGCAUCAGCUCACCGUGAGGCCCUGGCACAGCUCCAGAGGGAGAAGGAGACCCUGAGCCUGUCCCUGGCAGAGGAGAAGGAGGCAGCCAGAUGCCAGCUGGAGCAGGAGAAGGAGCUGGUGACAAAAAGUGCAGCUGAGAGGGAGGCUCUGAAGGGGGAAAUUCAGAGCCUGAAGCAGGAGCGGGACGAGCGCCUUCUCCAACUGGAGCACAAGAUGCAACAGGCCCUGUCCCUGAAAGAAGCAGAGUGGAGCCUUCUGAGCGAGGAGCUCUCCAGGGCCAGGAGGGUGCUGGAGCGGGUACAGCAGGAGGCACAGAGCCAGCAGGAGCAAGCGCAGGCCACCAUUAGCUCCACAACUGAGGAGCUGAAGGCCCUCCAGGCCCAGUUUGAGGAUGCCAUCACGGCCCAUCGGAGGGAGACCACGGCUCUACGCGAGAGCCUCCGGGACCUAGCGGCCGAGCGGGGCGAUGUGGAGAGAGAGGCUGAAAGACUGCGGGCACAGCUGACCAUGGCCCAGGAGGGACUGGCUGCACUGCGCCAGGAGCUGCAGAGCAUCGAGGAGAGCCGGGAGGGGCUGCGCAGGGAGGCCCAGGAGGCCCGCCAGGCACUGAGCGCCGAGGCCCGCGAGAAGGACGUACUGUUGCUUUUCAACAGCGAGCUGCGAGCCACCAUCUGCAGGGCUGAGCAGGAGAAGGCCAGUUUUAAGCGGUCCAAGGAGGAGAAGGAGCAGAAGCUGCUCGUCCUGGAGGAGGCCCGGGCAGCGUUGCAGCAGGAGGCCAGUGCACUGCGGGCCCGACUGCGGGAGCUGGAGCAGGAGCGGGCGGACGCCCGUCAGGAGCUCCAGGAGCUCCACAGACAGGUGAGGACGCUAAAGGCUGAGAACCAGAGGAGGAGUGGAGAGGCCCAUGAGCUGCAGGUGCAAUGCUUGCAGGAGGUGCUGGAGCUGCGGAGGCAGGCAGCCAAGGCGGAGGCCAAGCGCGAGGGUGCCUGGAAGGAGGUCCUGGGGCUGCAGAGGAAGUUGGCAGAGGUGGAGGCCGCAGGGGAGGCCCAUGGACAGCGGCUCCAGGAGCACCUCCAUGAGAGCCGGGGGGCUGAGCAGACCCUCCGUGCAGAGCUGCAUAGUGUCACCAGGAAGCUGCAGGAAGCCAGCGGUGUGGCUGAUGCUCUCCAGGCUCGCCUGGACCAGGCCUGUCACCGAAUCCACAGCCUGGAGCAGGAACUGGCCCAGGCUGAGGGUGCAAGGCGGGACGCGGAGGCCCAGCUGGGCCGGCUGUGCUCCACACUCCGCCGGGGCCUGGGGCUCUGGAGACAGAGCCCAUGGGUCUCCCCGGAGCAGCCUGGUUCCACCACCAAAGGCUCCGACAGCUCCCAGGCUCUCCCUGGGCACCAGGGUGCCAGCCCCCCAGCUAGGCCCCACUCGCCCCUCCGAUGGCCCUCGCCUACACCCGGAGGCCGCAGCUCAGAGCUUGUGGAUGUGGCCACUGUGCAGGACGUCCUGCGGGACUUUGUGCAGAAGCUCCGGGAAGCCCAGCGGGAGCGGGACGACUCCCGUGUCCAGAUGGCAACCCUGAGCAGCCGGCUGAGCGAGGCAGAGUGCAGGUGUGCCCGGGCCCAGAGCCGUGUGGGGCAGCUGCAGAAAGCCCUGGCUGACGUGGAAGAAGCCCGGCGCCGGGUGGAGGGUGCUCUGAGUAGCACCCGGGCAGCGCGUGCCCUGCAGAAGGAGGCGCUCCGCAGGCUGGAGAUGGAGCACCUGGCGAGCAUGCGUGCAGCAGGCCAGGAGAAGCGGCGGCUGCAGGAGCAACUGGACACGCUGCACCAGGCCCUUGAUGAGAGCAGGAGGCACAAUCAAGACCUGGCCAAGAAGGGGAAGCUGCUGGAGGAGCAGCUCACCAACUUGGAGCACAGGUGCCAGGAGGCUGAGGGAUCGCUGGAACCCCUGCGACAGACGGAGCAAGAGACACUGAAGAGGGAGGAGGAUGUGGUGAGGCUGGGGGCUGAGAAGGAGCAGCUGGACCAGUCUCUGAACAGCCUGCACAAGGAGGUGGACGGAGUCCUGAGGCAAAAGCAGCAGCUGCAGGCCCAGAUGGCGGAGAUGGAGCAGGCCCACACCCAGCAGCUCUGGGACCUGGCAGCCCAGCACCAGCGGGACCUGGCCACAGAGGCAGAGCGUCUGCACAGGGCCCAGUCACAGGCCACGCAGGCCCUGGAGUCCCAAGAAUGGACCCACCAGCAGCGGGUGAAGAUGCUGGAAGAGCAGGUGGCCGGCCUGAAGGAGCAAUUGGACCAGGAAGUGCAGCAGCGGCAACAGGCCCACCUCGACCAGGCCUUCCAGACAGGACACUCUGUAAACACGGGAAAACACGUGGAAAACAUUUCCACCAAGUGGAGCCAAAAACAUAAUGUCCUGUAAGGCCAGCCACCACAUCCCCACGCCCAGCGGCUGCGAGCCUCCGCAUCCAGGAACUGUGGCCGUCACGGUGGCAGGUGGCUGGAAGUGACUCAGAUUCAAGUCCCCGUGACUCACUGGCCGCCAGAAGCAGGGGAGUGUAACACUUAA